Molecule: messenger RNA, 1936 nt
Organism: Folsomia candida
Lineage: Eukaryota; Metazoa; Arthropoda; Collembola; Entomobryomorpha; Isotomidae
Exons: 3
Coding region: 522-1448 (308 amino acids)
Source: RefSeq, a predicted model, not a curated record
AUUUAACUAAUAACAAGGCACCCAUCCUAACGACAACACAACUGAGGCGGAUUGAAUUUUAAUUUAUUUAAAAAAUUUGGACGACGAAUUUUAAUUUCGAUUUCAACCAGUUUCCACAUACGUAUCAUUAUCAAGGUGAUUUCACUUGGUCAUCUUCGAUAUGAUGCGUUGUUACUACCGCAAAAUGAGACGAGAUGACCAUUAGCAGUGCAACACCAGCAGCAGUGGUCAGCAAGCAGCAUCAUCAUCAGAGCAAAAAGUGCCGUGGAAAACCGUUUUUUUGUGAGAAAAGUGAAUUUACUUUUGUGAGUGCAUUUGGUUUUUGGUAAUAAUUGCAUCCAUUCACGUGAUCCACCACCUCCGAGUAAACAGAGGAAGGAGUAAAUUUUUUUAGGAAAUUUGGCUUUUGAAAAAGAAGAAACCAAUAAUAAUGUGAGCGACUUUCUUAUUUUGGAAAAUAUGUGUGUGUGUGGUGGGAGAGAGAGAAGAAAAUAGUGUAGUUUACGAUUAAAGGACAAGAAAUGUACAUCUUUCGACUCUUUGGGGUGGCCGUUCUCAUCCCACUGAUUUCUGUGGGGUUGUGUGCCAAAGAUUCGGGAGGAGGAGGAGGCAAAGGGAAUAAAUUGCGGCAUCUCUCACAUCACAAUGAAACUGGACCGGUCACGUUUCCAGCUGUCAACACGGUUCCAGACAACAACGCGACGGACUCCAUAUCUCCGCGAAGGUCCUCUUUUGACUCGAUGAACCUCGACGUCAAACCGAUUUCAAAUUCGACACGUGUCGAGAGACGCUUAAUUUUCGAUGAGGGUGAAGGACGAGGAAUUAUUUAUGAAUUUCUUAACCUCUCCUGGCUUUUUACGCUGCUGUGGAAAGCAAUCUCGAGCUACGCCAUCGUGGCCAUCGUGAACGUACUGCUCACCCCGCUUUUGAAGAAAUUCGGGUGGGGCGGGCCGUACUGGGAGACGUCGAUCAAUCUGGGUAAUUCCGGCGAUCAACACUUAUUCAAUUUUGGUCCCAGUCUUAAGAAAUUCAGGCUGUCUUUUGCGGACAAUAAAGGUUCCUCGAAGGCUGACAUGCAUCAAGAAGGGUCCGGUGGUGGGAUGCCCCCUUCCAAAGGGGCCUGGGGACCGCAACCACUCCCCCCGCAAAUGCAUGGUCACCAGCAACCCGGGCAUGUCGGCUUCAAUCCGCACCACACCGGGCCGGGUUGGCUUUCUUAUGACCAGGCCGCCCUCGCGAUGCCCUAUGUCGACAAGUAUUCCAUGAAAGCGGCGAAAAAAGCGCAGAAAUAUACGAAGAAGGCGCAGAAGUAUGCGCACAAAGCGAGCAAAUACGCGGCCAAGGCGCAGGCUGCGAAAUUGUCGAUGAAACCGUUGUAUGCGAAUGGGUUUAUUCACCCGGGUGCCGCGACGGUCCCGGGAGUGCCGGCGUAUGGGUGGGGAAAGUGAUGGGAGAAUGGAAAGUGAAAUACGUGGACUGAGAUACAAAAUUGAUAUUUAUUUUUUGGAAAUUUUGCGAGGAUUUUUAUGAUAUUUAUUACGAAAUUUGAUAGCAUUUUAAUGAUAUUUUAUUUAUUUUUGAAAUAUUUACGACUUGCCAAGCUUUAGUUAGUGGAGAUUUUUGAAAAAAAUGCAAUUUGUAUGAUUAAGAAUUUUAUGAAAUUUUGUUCGCAAAAACCAUUUGUCAAUGCAAAAUAUGUAAUGAUUUAAAAAUAAGUGAAGUACAUAUGUAUUUAUUUAUUUUAUUUAUUGUUUUUAAAAUUGUGUGUAAAAUUAAAUUGAUUUAUGUUUUUGUGGGUUAACGACAAAUGACAAAGUAAUAAUUUUGAAAUAUUUAUUUUAUAUUGUAAAUUUUAUAAAAUUUUGUGACACAUCAACUUUUUGUCAAUGCAAUUCCAAAUAUGUGAAAUAUGUAUAAUAAAAAUGAAUUUACCCUA